AUGGGUGUGGCGACUAACAUGUACACUAUCCUGUACAUCAAAGGCAAGAAGCACAUGUCAGCCGCCGAGGUGGAGCACACCUAGAACAGCUUUUAUAAGGGUGACAACUUCCUCCUGGACCUGGACAAGGUGAUGAUCCAGUGGAAUGAACCCAGUAUCAGCAUUUCCAAGAAGGCACAGGUCAGUAGGCUGGCCCUGAUCUGCAGCUUCCAGCACAGGGAGCAUGGUGGUCAUGCACAGACUGGUGUGGUGGAUGAUGAGGUCAAAGCCGCUGACCUCGUGCAGAUCAUGGAAGUUGUGCUGGGCUGCAGAACCCGCAACCUGCACACUUCCAUGCUCAACAAGAUUUCACAGCUGCAGAAGGCCAAAGUCCGCCUCUACCAGGAAGUCGAAACCUCAGCUCAGGGCCCCAGCCCCAUUGCCUUCGGCCUCUGGGAGGAGGACUGCUGCAUCCUGGACCCAGGGUUAGUUGCAGGAGUUGGGGGGAGGGGUGGGCUCAAGAUCUAUGCAUGGCAGGGACACAUAUCCAGCCUCCAAGAGAAGGCAGCUGCCUUCAGCUGGGCUCUGGUGAGACUGGGAGCCCUGUCUCAGAGGGACAUGGGAGAACACGGGGCGCUCCUGGGGUACUGGGGGCUCCCGGCCUGCCCUCAAAGCCAUAAUCCAGGUGAGUGGAUUCUUUUUAUGUGGCUACACGCGGAAAAGCUGCACAGCCAGCCCAAGCUAGGGGCCCUACUCAGGGUGGUGGACGACUGCUCCGGGAAGGUUGAGGUGUGGUUCGAGGACUUAUGAAGGCAGCCCAUGGACCCCGGGCAUCAUAAUCAGUUAUGUACAGGUAACUGCUACUUUAUCCUCUACACAUAUCAGAAGAUGAGCUGCAUCCAGUACAUCCUGUACCUGUAGCAACUGCACCUGGCCCUCACCACCCCCACCUGCAGGGCCACCGCACAGGAGAUCACGGGCCUGAACUGCAAUGCUGAGGAGCUGGGCCUCCUGUGCCAUGACGCGCUGGGGCAGGGUCAUGUAACCACGGGCAGCGAGCCCCCUCACUUCCGCAUUCUCCAGGGCCAGCUGGUGGUCUCUUGGGGCACCGACAGCUACAAUACUGAGACCAACUCCAGUGGCAUCAUCUUGCUGGUCACAGCUGGCAUCUGCUACCUCUGGCUUGCGACAAUGGUGUUCUCUGUCAUCUCUGGGAAGAACAAAGGAACCGCGGUGGAGGGUCAAGCAGGUCCUUGCCUCUCAGAGGCCCAGGGACCAGCUCCCUACCCCAGCGACAGGAGGAUCCCUGAGGAUGUCACCAGCUCCCAGCCAUGACUGUUUGAGUGCUUCAGCCAGUAGGGCUACCUGGUCCCCACGGAGGUGGUGCUCUAAGAGGACCUGGACAAGUAUGUUUUGUUACUGGACAUGUCAUGUUACUGGGUCUUCCUGUGGCUCAGGGAAGCUGUAAGUGUGUGGAAGAAGGAGGUGAUGGCCUGGGGCCAGGAGUACCUGCAGACCCCAUCCAGCCGGAGAAGCAUAGCUACGCCCAAUGUGCUGGUCAGGCAGGACCACGAGCCUCCCACCUUCACCAGAUGCCUCCUCAACUGGGACCCCUACAAGUGUACUGUGAGUGAGGUCAACAACCAGUCCUAUGAGGUGGUGGUGGAGGCCAGCCUGGGAGCUGAGAUAACCGCAAUGAGUACUGGGGCCUCCUGGGCCUCCCCUGGGGUCUGGGCUCAGUUGGCCCAGCCCAGAUGGGCAGAACAGACAGGGAAGGAGCCAGACCCUGUCCCUUCGCUGGAAAGUAAGUCAACAACAUCCCAAUGGCCAAGCCAUGGCAGGGCAGGCCCCUUGACCCUACAGGCCACCAAGGGCUCCCAGCACAGUUCUGAGACCCAGCUGGAGCCGGGCCCCAGCAGCCCCAGGUCUGUGGACAUGAGGGGCCUGCCCCAGGAACAGCUGAUGCACCAGGCCGAGGAGGACCUGCUGGAGGGUGUGGAACCGGCCCACAGGAGGUGGGUAUCUCUCUCAGACUCUGACUUCCAAGGUAUCUUAGGGAAGUCCAAGGAGGAAUACAGUAUGGCCAAGUGGAAGCAACAGUGGGAGAAAAGGCAGCCUGGCUUCUUCUGGCCCUGCCAGGGCUCCCACAGAGCCACGAUCCCUGUGAGGGCCUACCCACACAUACCUGAGCCCCUGAGGAGCCCCCACCUGCCGGCCCUGGUCAGAAGGGCCAGGGUCACCAGCACCGCCUUGGCCACUGGGGCCGGAGGGGGCAUCUGCAACACCCCAGAGAAGGACUGA
Molecule: messenger RNA, 2280 nt
Organism: Manis javanica (Malayan pangolin)
Lineage: Eukaryota; Metazoa; Chordata; Mammalia; Pholidota; Manidae
Source: RefSeq, a predicted model, not a curated record